Messenger RNA from Sphenostylis stenocarpa, 1116 nucleotides. The record is from the annotation of a GenBank genome assembly. NCBI's taxonomy places the organism in Eukaryota, Viridiplantae, Streptophyta, Magnoliopsida, Fabales, Fabaceae.
AUGGCUGAUGAACUGGAGCAUCCAUCAGCUGUUCAGAAGCUAGCUGGACAGUCUUUCCUUGCGUCCAAGCUAAGCCCCAACUUUCACUCCAAGAAUUAUUCUGCAACAGGUUCUUACUUCAAUGGAGGACUGCACACUUCUGGGUUGGCUGCCAUGUCAUAUGUAUCUCCAAUUACUGUGCACGCUCCAGCAGAGAAAGGACCGGGUGCUUUCAUGGUGGAUUUUCUGAUGGGUGGAGUGUCUGCCGCUGUAUCGAAGACAGCUGCUGCUCCAAUUGAAAGAGUCAAAUUGCUUAUCCAAAAUCAGGAUGAAAUGAUCAAAAGUGGUCGGUUAUCUGAACCAUACAAGGGAAUUGGUGAUUGUUUUGCUCGAACCAUGAAGGAUGAGGGUGUCAUUGCUCUUUGGAGAGGCAAUACUGCCAAUGUUAUCAGAUACUUCCCUACACAGGCUCUCAACUUUGCUUUUAAGGAUUACUUCAAGAGGCUUUUCAACUUCAAAAAGGACAAAGAUGGCUACUGGAAGUGGUUUGCUGGAAAUUUGGCAUCUGGUGGUGCUGCUGGGGCUUCUUCCCUCUUAUUUGUCUAUUCUUUGGAUUAUGCUCGUACUCGUUUAGCAAACGAUGCAAAGGCUGCAAAGAAGGGUGGUGAGAGGCAAUUUAAUGGCCUGAUUGAUGUGUACAGGAAAACUAUUAAGUCUGAUGGCGUCGCUGGCCUUUAUCGUGGAUUCAACCUUUCAUGUGUUGGAAUUAUAGUGUACCGUGGUCUCUACUUUGGAAUGUAUGAUUCUCUUAAACCAGUUGUUUUGGUUGGUGGGUUGCAGGAUAGUUUCUUUGCUAGUUUCCUUUUGGGAUGGGGUAUCACAAUUGGUGCUGGUUUGGCAUCCUAUCCCAUUGACACUGUGCGUAGAAGGAUGAUGAUGACUUCUGGAGAAGCUGUGAAGUAUAAGAGCUCUUUGCAUGCAUUCCAAACAAUAGUGGCAAAAGAAGGUACCAAGUCACUCUUCAAAGGUGCUGGUGCAAACAUAUUGCGUGCUGUUGCCGGUGCUGGUGUGCUUGCCGGUUAUGAUAAGAUGCAGCUCGUUUUGUUUGGUAAGAAAUACGGAUCUGGCGGCGGCUAA